Molecule: messenger RNA, 734 nt
Organism: Zea mays
Lineage: Eukaryota; Viridiplantae; Streptophyta; Magnoliopsida; Poales; Poaceae
Product: transmembrane protein 230
Exons: 2
Coding region: 216-527 (103 amino acids)
Cellular component (GO): endomembrane system
Source: RefSeq, marked validated
AAAAACUGUCAGUUUCCAGAGCUAAGACCCCGCAACAGCCGCAAGAAUCGCGAGCGCCAUCUGACUCUUCAUCGUCGCCUUUGCCCACCUCCCAAGCUUCCGCCUCCUCCCCUCCCGCGCUUUCUCCGAUUCUUCCACGAGCUUCCAGAUCGCGAAACCACCAUAGCCGCAGUCAGGCGAGACGAGUGCCCACCCGCGCCGCGGGAUUCAUCGGAAUGGCGUACGUGGACCACGCCUUCUCAAUCACCGACGACGAAGACCUGGUCGGCGGCGCGGUGGGAGGCCCGCGUGGCGCCCCGGUCAAGGAAAUCGCCUUUGCUGCCGCGCUCCUCGCUUUUGGCGUCCUCGGUGUCGUCGCGGGAUCCUUCAUGGCCGCGCACCAAGUCGGCGGCGACCGCGCCCACGGCAUUUUCUUUGCAGUUCUGGGAGGGGUGAUGUUCAUCCCAGGGUUCUACUACACAAGAAUAGCGUAUUAUGCUUACAAAGGGUACAAGGGUUUCACCUUCUCCAACAUACCUCCUAUCUGAAGAAGCAAUUGGAUUGGCUCAUCCAACUAUCCAACACAUGGCUGUCUCUCUCUCUCUCUGUCUCUCUUUUUUGUUUCUUAUUAACCUUUGUAUAAAGUCGACAGCGUGGCAAGUGAUCUGUACAUAUAAAAACACCACCGUAAUGUAAUGUGUCAUCACAACAUUAUGUUACCACGUGAAGUUGUUCGUUAUGAGAUAUAAACGUUG